Messenger RNA from Mobula hypostoma (lesser devil ray), 3555 nucleotides. RefSeq names its product dual specificity phosphatase 29-like. The transcript is spliced from 4 exons. Lineage: Eukaryota; Metazoa; Chordata; Chondrichthyes; Myliobatiformes; Myliobatidae. Gene Ontology annotation, biological process: protein dephosphorylation; negative regulation of MAPK cascade. Gene Ontology annotation, cellular component: cytoplasm. The record is from RefSeq and is a predicted model, not a curated record. Gene Ontology annotation, molecular function: MAP kinase phosphatase activity; protein tyrosine/serine/threonine phosphatase activity. Bases 673 to 1293 code for a protein of 206 amino acids.
GGAUGGAAUGUGUGCAAUUGGAUAAUGUCACGACAUUCACAUACUGUCUGCAGUUCUCCGAAAAUGUCGAUCACGUACCCGGGAUGACAGUAAAGGCACAGGAAGGUGCGCAGGGACACAUGUGGGAGGCUCAUCACUAACGCAUAGGCCACCAACACAUGCAGCUGCCGGAUCAGGCAGCGGGUGAGCACCGUGAGUUCCCAUUACUGACACGCCUUUUUAAGCUGAUCGAUAAUGCAGCAGUCGAUUCGUGUCAGCGAGUUUACAAAUACAAAGCGCCAGGGCAGUCCAAAUUAGUUGAGAUUAGUAGUAUAAAUUAAUCAAGAAACAAGUAACGAGGCGUUCGCAGAUCGGCAGGGACGUGUGUCACACAGAUCAGUGUCCUUGCCCGACACUGUGACUGUUCCAACAGCCAGUGCUCCCUAACGCCAACACUCUUCCAUGCUGUUCGGAGCCAGAAUGUGGAGUCAUGCUGCGAAUUCAUGCUCUGGUUAAAAAUAGUCCUUUCUGUGCCGUGACGACCUCAUCAGAAUUAGCAACCCCGUCAGAAGUGUGUAGAGAGCAGGGAGAGAGAGGGCAAGGAAUGAGAGAGCGGCGAACCGAUGUCCAGUGAAUGUUCUGCGGUCAAUAAUAUUUGGAGAAGUUCCCAUUUCAGCAAUUUGCCCUGACACAAUGCUCUCCAGAAGUGCAGAGACCCGAACAAAGAUGAACCCUGAUGGUGACUACGUUACUCCAGGAGCUUUUGAACUGGAACGCCUUUUCUGGAAGGGCUCUGCAAAAUUUGCUCACGUCAAUGAAGUCUGGCCGAACAUUUACAUCGGAGAUGAAGAAGCAGCACUGGACCGGUAUGCCGUGGAAAAGAUGGGCUUCACUCACAUCCUAAAUGCAGCCCAUGGUCGCUGGAACGUGGACACAGGGGAGGAUUACUACAGAGACAUGCCUGUUGAUUACUACGGUGUGGAGGCUGCAGACCUGACAACUUUCGAUUUGAGUAAAUUCUUCUACCCUGCUGCCCAGUACAUUGACAGAGCUCUAAGAAAACCCAGCUCCAAGAUCCUGGUCCACUGUGCUCGGGGUCGGAGCCGUUCAGCUUCUCUUGUGCUGGCGUACCUGAUGAUCUAUAAGGACAUGACAGUGGUAGAUGCUGCUCAACAAGUUCUUAAGCACCGGUGCAUUUUACCAAAUCGCGGCUUCCUGAAGCAACUGAGAGCACUUGAUGUGGAGCUGGUGAUGGAAAGAAGCAUCAUGAAGAAUGGAGCCAGCACAAAUAGAAAUGGGAAAGAAAGCUGUUAACAUUGUUUUCAGAAUUGUUAUGUGGAAAACUACACUGAGCUAUACAUAUAUUUCUGAUAUUCAGGGAACUCUUCAAUAAAUUGAGCAGAUUAAUUGUCCCUGCCAUGAGCAUGUUACUGACCCUGAGAUACACAUAAUUACAAAGAUGGAAUUACAGGCAAAUAAUAAGACAACCCCAAGAAGAAAUUCUUAAUUUUGAGAAUGCAUUCACUAAUUUAACCUACAUGUCAAUAUUAAACCACAGUAACAAGUUAUAGUCCGAAGUUUCAAACACACACCAGUAAUAAUCCAGUGUAAAUUUAACAUUGGGAUAUAUAACUCCAAUUUACACAAAGAACAAUACAGCAGUCAAACAUGUAGAGACUUGUUGGCAUCACUGGGGGGAAUGAACACCUGAAUUAUGGAGGACGCAAAUUUUCCAUAACCACACGUCGUCACCAAUUUGGCAGGCACUGUAGGGGGAAAAAAACCAUGCAAAUGAAGAUGUGGGAAGUCAGUUUUCCUUAAAAUAGCUUGUAAUUUAAAAAAAAACAUUCAGUGAAGAUAUAGCACCUUCAUGGUAAAACACGGUGAAAAUAGUUUCAUAAUGCAGUAAAUGCCUUACUCACAGUUAGCCAUACCAAAUGCACUGCAAGUAAGCUAAGUGAGGGUUGAGUCCUUUUUGAGACCCACACUUUCUCCAGUGGAAUGUUUGUCUUGAGUAUAAUCUGAGUACUGUUAAUCCCAUGGAAUGGAGAAUUAUAAAGACUUACAAUUCUCUAAGACUUAAAUUCUUCUCAUUUCAGCCACACAUGGCUCAUCUCUAUCCUUUCACUGUCAUCCUUAGUUGUCAAUUGGCUACCUGGAGGAAUCCACCAUACAGUGCUUACUCGGUCCAUACCUCUCAGUACUAAUGAGAUCACCUUUGAGAUUAGGCCCAUCUUCCCCAGUGUUUUUUUGAGUCUGCUUCUUUUCCCUAAUUCAAUCAAAUCUAUAUACAGCAUUAACUUUUAAGUCAAAUAUGCCCAUCUCUUGGUACAGAGAGGCUAAAACAGUGUUCAGUUCUCCGAAUGAAAUCUCCCAAAGCUCGUAAAGCUGCAAUAAGACUUACUUUCCUUUGUACUGCCAGCCCACGUGAUUGGUGUCCUCAACAGUUAACACUGAAGUCAAAGGAAACAUCAUCUUUGCAAAUGUUUGCCAACAUGCAUUUCAAUGAGAUUGCCUCUCAGGUUUCUAGCUCAAAAUAGCAUGUGCACAGUCUGUUUCACCUCUCUUUAUAAACUAAACUUCCCAUCCCAGGAAUCAAUCCUGUCGAACCUUUGUUCAACUCACUCAACUGCAAAGAUAUUCUUCUUUCAACAGUGAAACCAGACUUGUACAGUGUUUCAAUGAAUUCAAAUCCUCCUCCAACUAAGCUCAACAUACUGUUUUCUUCUUAAAUGUAGGCUUAAACUGCUUUUUAACAGUGAUUUGUAUUCAAGAUGCCAACUCCCUCAGAACACACCAUCUAAACAAUGUAUACAUUUUAAAAAAUCCUUUAUGCUUUCUACCAGUGUCGAUGACCUCACAUUUUUGCACAUAGGCCAGGGGCUCCCAAUCUUUCUUAUACCAUAAACCCCUACCAUUAACUGAGGGGUCUAUGGACCCCAGGUUGGGAACCCCUGCCAUUUAGUCAUAGCAAACUAACAGGCCCUUUGGUCCAUGCCAAACCAUUAACUUGCCUAGUCCCAUCAACCUGCACCUGGACCAUAGCCCUCCCAUCCUUGUACUUACCCGUAACUUCUCCUAAAUGUUGAAAUCAAGCCCGCAUCCACCACUUGCGCUGGCAGUUCAUUCCACACUCUCAGCACCCUCUGAGUGAAGAAGACCCCCCUCACAUUCCCUUUAAACAGUUCACUUUUUACCCUUAAGCCAUGACCUGAUGGUAGUUUCACCCAACUUCUGUGGAAAAAGCCUGCUUGCAUUUACUUUAUCUACGCCCCUCAUAAUUUUGUAUACCUCUAUCAAAUCUCCUCUCAAUCUUCUAUAUUCUAGGGAAAAAUGUCAUAACCUAUUCAACCUUUCCCUCUAACUCAGGUCCUCAAGUCCAGGCGACAUUCUUAUAAAUUUUCUCUGCACUCUUUCAAUCUUAUGUAUAGCUUUCUUUUUAGCUUGGCUUCACACAAUACUCAAAAUUAGGCCUCAGCAAUGUUUUAUACAGUUUCAACAUAACAUCCCAACUCCUGUAUUUAACCACAUUUACCCCCCUUGAAACCCUGGUGCAUCUUUCUCAUUACCCAGUUU